UCAACAACAACGACAACAACAAUGAGCACCUGUAUUAUGACCACAUCAAUGUUGGCUAUUAUAACUAUAUCGUUGUUAAUCCAUACCACCGAAACUCAGGUAGCACUGGAUCCAGGUGCUCAAUUUUUCAAUCCCGGUCCAGCCGGUGCAGCCAUGUUUAACCGAUUUCCCGGCUCACCAGUCGGCAGUCAACUGUAUAGCGGCCACCAGUUGUCACCGCUCGGUUCGCUGGCAUUCAGUGUUGGCCGCGGCUGUGAUUUCCGUUUGGAAAACGACGGCGACUAUCAAAAGUGUCGUCAGGAAGCCAUUGUCGACUGGGGCGGCACUACCUAUACGGACAGGCAGAUCAAAUAUUUGUGCUGUUAUACCUGGGAUGUUCUAGACUGUAUGGAAACGGCUGUCCAGUACAGGUGCGCUCCCGGUGCCGACUACGACAUGGAAGACCAUUUCCGUAACUUUGCCAUACGUAAGACAGAGUUGCGCAACUCUCUGGAAAGAUACCAGUGUGUCGACUAUCCCUAUCGGUCCAUAUACUGUCACUUUUAUUGGUGGGUAAUCCUAAUUAUUUGUAUCGUCGUAUUGCUGGUAAUGUUGGCCGUAGCAGCCAUUUGCUAUCGAUUGGUUAGGAAAUCUAGGGGACAGUCAGCCCAGUCGAUGAAGACAACCGAUGUUAAGGAGCAAGCACAGUUAAAUGACGCCUUCGAUGAGUUUAGAUAUAAAGAUAUAUUUUCGCCCACAGAGAGUAGGGAUCUUAGAUAA
This is a messenger RNA of Oppia nitens, 759 nucleotides long. RefSeq lists its product as uncharacterized. The coding region runs from base 22 to 759 and encodes 245 amino acids. Lineage: Eukaryota; Metazoa; Arthropoda; Arachnida; Sarcoptiformes; Oppiidae. The transcript has 3 exons. The record is from RefSeq and is a predicted model, not a curated record.